GUCGGAUGAGUUUAUGACGUAAAGCUUUUUCCGGGUCGUAGCCACCGGUCCAGGGUAGUCCAGUCUAAAAGUAGAAAAUUUCCAACACAGUCAGAAAUUGAAAGCUGCUUAAUAUCCCCAGAGGUGCCAGGAAUUCGAUUCUUCUAUAAAUCAAGAGCGCAGCAGUAGAGGAUGCACAACCAACGUUCACCCUUCAAUGGAGGCCCGGGAGGAUUCGGAGCCAGUGCCUUCAACUUCAAUGCACCACAGUUCGGCGACGGCGCUGCGUUCUCCGAGGGUCUCAACGGGAUGCCCUUUCUGGGCAAGAUGCCCACCGAACCGAUGAUGCGCUCCAUUAGCCGCCAACGCUCGCUGGUUGAUGGGGCUGGGCUACCCAAGAUGCCGGCACCUCUUCCCGCGAUGGCCCAGCAAAUCUUGAGCGGCGCCGGAGUGGGACGUAGUCAACGCUUCCCAGUGCCACCUAUCUCCACUUACUAUGGGCACUACGAGGGCGACUUUUCGAUGUCUUCAAUGUCAAAGCUAAAGGACACUGCCUCACCCCCACAGACCCAAUGGCAGGAGCAUAAAACACCGCGUCUAGCCGCACUUUCAGAAACCGACUCCGAGAGCGACAUAUGCAGUCAGCAGAACAGAGCGAAAUUGCCUGAAUCCCGUUGGCGUCGUGCCAUUAACUACGUAACGGCCGCUCUGCCGGAGCAACAGCGCCAACGCAUGGAGGUGAUGGUCAAGCGCUGUGGCCAGUCGGCUAUCGCCAAGCAUCUUCUGUUGGUGCUGCAUCUGAUCGCCCUGGUGGUGGUUGUGUGUUUCCGCCAGGUCGCGCGACUUGGAUGGCUCUGCGGCGACAUUCGCUCUCGCCUAGGACGCGUCAAGUACCAGUCGCGCAGCUACCUGCGCCACAUGCUGUGGCGGCUGGCCAUUGCCAAGAGUAACGACACCUUUCUCUUUCUCAUCGUGGUGCUGGUGACGCCCUGGCUAUUCCUUCUCAGCCUUGUCGGCUUCGCCAUAUCCUUCGUCUUCUCCAUGAGGACCACGUUGGCAGAGGGAGUCCGUCAGCUGCGCCGUCGCGUAUUUUAGACCAUAAGUGGAGGGAAAUGGCUUUAGGAGCAGCACCCACAAGCUCCAUCGCCCCCAAGUUAUCACACAAGGACACUAAAGCAGCGCAUUCCACAAAAUAACACAUGACAUACAGCAAGAUGAAACCACUCGAAUUUUAACUAUAUUUUGUGUUGCAGCAACGAAAUAGAACUCAAGUAACGUU
Messenger RNA from Drosophila melanogaster (fruit fly), 1258 nucleotides. RefSeq lists its product as uncharacterized. The transcript has a single exon. Bases 172 to 1074 code for a protein of 300 amino acids. The record is from RefSeq and is marked reviewed. Lineage: Eukaryota; Metazoa; Arthropoda; Insecta; Diptera; Drosophilidae.